AUGCUCCUUGCUGCGCCGCCUCUGAUCCCAGAAAAUGUUGCGCUGCCCCUGGAGCAGGUCAAUACGAUGAAGGAUGUACAGCUGCUGCUUGGAAUCUUGCCCAAGAUUCUAGCCAAUGCGGUGCCCGAUGAUCACUGGUCCAUUAGAGCCAGCAUGCGUACUACGACUGCAAUGUACAUUGCAGUUCUACCCAGCCGCGCUGGUGAAAAUGUCGCCCUGGACGCGGCUAUCCAAUGUCUCGCUGGUACCGCUCGUUCGUACUACACCAAAGCGAUUUUACUCCGGUCGAAUGAGAGAGAGGCAUUAGAGGAUCCCCGUGUGAUGCUGAGACACCAUAGUAACUCGUUGAAUUGCCUGCGUCAGGCAAUACACGACCCAGUCCAGGCUGUAGCUGUUGAGACGUUGUGCGCCACGGCGCUUCUAUCUUGUUUUGAAUCCUUUUUCUCGGACGGUACAGAUGAAAAUCAGCUACACCACCAGAACGGUAUUGAGGAGCUCAUGAAACAUCGUCAAACUCACCGGUUUACAACAUCAUUUGAUCUCGAUCUCGUGGAAGGUCAAGCUGGAUACAUUGUAAGAUCACAUUUUGACUCAAUCUUGAGAAAAGGAGAUCAGAAGAACAACAAAACUGAUUAG
Messenger RNA from [Torrubiella] hemipterigena, 636 nucleotides. The record is from the annotation of a GenBank genome assembly. NCBI's taxonomy places the organism in Eukaryota, Fungi, Ascomycota, Sordariomycetes, Hypocreales, Clavicipitaceae.